Synchiropus splendidus (mandarinfish) is the source of this 1471-nucleotide messenger RNA. RefSeq lists its product as uncharacterized. The coding region runs from base 79 to 1107 and encodes 342 amino acids. Gene Ontology annotation, cellular component: tRNA-splicing ligase complex. The record is from RefSeq and is a predicted model, not a curated record. Lineage: Eukaryota; Metazoa; Chordata; Actinopteri; Syngnathiformes; Callionymidae. The transcript is spliced from 8 exons.
GUGUAAUAAAUAAAUAGCAGAAGAAGAAGCGCCUCGUAAAUACGCUCGAGUCCACAGAUUCGUGCCUUUACGACAAACAUGGAGAAGCGAAAUAAAGUGACAGUUUCUGCUAUUAAGUCAUUGGGGUAUCCAGGUAGCAGGUGCGUCUCCCGGUGCGAUUGUGACGAGCUUCCGUGUCCUCUGCUCACCUGGCUGAUGCUACAGCUCAAGACCUUCUGCCCAGAACCGCAGGACUCCGCUGGGAUUGGUGAUGUGCUGCUGGGGAAGGAGCUGAGGCAACUCCUCUCACACUUGCACUCUCCCCUCAGUUUGGCAACCUCUGAGAUCUUGGACUUGCCAGCACUGAACAGAGUCACAGAGUUCCUGGUGUCAGAAUUACAAGCAGCGCAAAUGUUGAAGUGCAGAGAACUGCAUCCUGAAGUGCCAGCUACUCUCGAUGCAGCUGUCAAAGAGAAACGAGUCGAAGAUCAAAAUGCCAACGUUAUCGACUCCGCCUCCUCCUCCAAUGACACACGAGAGGCGGAGACACAAGCAGAGUGGAUAUUACUGCUCCGAGCUCUCAACAUGGAUGCCUCCUCUAAGUGUACUGAUGUGCUGCAGGAGGUGGAGUCUAGAAUUAGCACUCUUCCAUCUCAAGACAUGAGUGAGCCUCUACUGAAGAAGGAGCUCAGCGCGGCACAGUGGAUGCAGCUGGUGAAGUUAAAUCAAGCUCUGAAGGACGACUAUAGCUGCCGACAGAAGAUGAUGGUGACGCGCUUCCAGGUGACCCUGGAGUCGUUUGCAUGGGGUGAAAAGCAGAAGGAGCGCUGUGCAGCUCUGGCCUCAGUUCCACCUCUGGCCUCCAUCGCUGAAUCCUCCCAAGUGUCUGUGCCCCGUGUGCUGGCCGCCAGAGAAGACCAGUCCAGGAUUCAGCCAGUCAGGCCUGGAAAGAGCACAGCUGUGUACAAGAAACUGAUGGGCCACGUCCCAGACAGAGGAGGGCGACCAGGGGAAAUCGAACCCCCGAUGCCAACAUGGCAGGAGAACAGAGCGUCCAGAGCGGGGCGAGGAGGCGGACACCAGCAGUGGCGCAAAUCCUCUGACAGGAAAAAGGGGAAAAAACACUAACAGAUCAAACUAUAAAUGUAAUAUUGUUUUGAAAACUCAAGCUAUGAUUAAUCCAAAUGUGGACUUCAGAUUAUUUGCGUCUAUAUUUUUGGUAAAAAUUGAAAUAUAUAUAUAUAUAUAUAUAUAUAUUAUUUUUAGGAUUAGAUGUCCUUUAUUUGUCACGUUUUCACUGGUUUGUUUUAUAUUCUGGAAAUUCUGUAUCAGUUUUCUAAAAACAACUUGAUGCACACGUCAAUGUUUGGAAAAUUAAACAAUAUGAUUGUUGCAAUUUAGUCUGGUUGCGCUUGUGAUGUGCUGUCCUCACCACAAGUGCCACUGUGCAGCUGUGCAGCCGCACACAAGGGAUUUUCUUCUUGGUUUAUGG